This is a messenger RNA of Labrus mixtus (cuckoo wrasse), 8591 nucleotides long. It is a transcript of the gene syngap1b, whose product is annotated as synaptic Ras GTPase activating protein 1b. Gene Ontology annotation, biological process: regulation of GTPase activity; negative regulation of Ras protein signal transduction. NCBI's taxonomy places the organism in Eukaryota, Metazoa, Chordata, Actinopteri, Labriformes, Labridae. Bases 2280 to 6077 code for a protein of 1265 amino acids. The record is from RefSeq and is a predicted model, not a curated record. The transcript is spliced from 20 exons.
GCACUGCUGCUGCCUCUCCAAACUGUACUGCUGUCCACCUGUGCAGGAUUAUCUGCGUCCAGGCAGCAGACAGGAGACGCUACACCAUCCAUCGUUUACCAGGCGGAUUACUUAAAGAUGAACCGCCGUUUGGUGGGGAUGAAACGAGGGACUAAGUUGCCACCAUCGCCUCUUUUUUUUUUCCUUCGUGUGCUGCCUGUCAGCCGCUGGCACGCGUUCAGUUUUAGGCAUUGCAGUUUUUAGACUACUUUCUGCCGUGGCUUGUUUCUUGGCCACUCCACUUCGUUUUUUUGUCUCUCUCUUCCCACAGUGCUCUGUGGUGUUUGGUGCUUGUCCACACAUAUCCUCCUGCAUUGGAAAUUAAAGCUUCCUUUUUGAUUACUCCUGCUUGCCCGCUGACUGCCCCGUCGGAGGAGUCCGAUCAGGACGAGAAGGCGCAGCGGGGAGCGCAGCGCGUCUUCUCCGCCCGCACAUUGGCGCACACGCAGAGAGGCGGAGAUAUUGCGCACCGCACCACACAUGGCGCGGACAUGCACGCUCACAUGCACGUGCACACGUACGGAUGCACAUCCAAUCACGCAGCUUUCCCCCUCUGCGUGUAGCUUUUGAUUGCAGCGAAGCGCCGGUUUCCUCCUGAGUCCAAAGUAGAAACGCGUUUACCUUUCACUCAUCCAUCCUCGGCAAGUUCAUUUUUGACAUGCACAAGGCGGACACCCACUAAGGAAAGCACUGCAGAAACAUUCCCAUCUAAAAGAUGAGAGAAAUUGGCCUCAGCGGAUCUUCCGUCGGUCACCGGAAUUGCGAGUGCAGGGUCGGGGCGGAGGGCAGCGGGGAGAGAGGACAGGGAGAGGCCGGGGAGGAGGAGCUCUCAGCCGGACUGCCCGCCGCGGAAGAGCCGGUGCUGCCGGUGCUGAAGAAGCAGGCUGCUGCUGCUGCCGGGGGGAGGCGGGGGGAGGAUGAACAGUGCCUCAGUGUGAAAUUAUAACACUCAGCUGGCUUUGUGAGUGUUUGUUUUUCCGUCGUUGUACCUCUCACUAAUUAGUCUGAAGAUGCGAGAUAACGAACAGUGGCCUACUUAAUAACUGUCAUCCUGUACUCUUAUCAACGUGGCACUUUUGGGUCACCUGAAAGGUAAAUUCAGCACAAGUAAAGGCCUGCAGUCGCGAAUUUACCUGAGCUGUACCCUUUGGAAGGACAUCCUCCCACUUCUAGGCCACUUUACAGCAGUUUAACUUUGUGUCAUGGUUGUGUUUUCUUCCUAGCUUGUAGUUGAAUAGUCCGAGAAUAAUCCUCAUAAUAAUAAUAAUCCUGUAAUCUUUGUUUACCGACUUCUAGUGUGUCUGUGGAGCUCAGUAGUGAGUUAAUGGUCACCAUAUUGCACUGAAUGGUACUUUUUAUGUCUUAAGUAUUACAAAGCUAUAAUAAUUCUUUAUAGUAGUAUAUAUAGUUUAUAGUUUUCUGUGAUAUUUCUAUAGAAUUGUACUUUAAAUGUAUUAUACGACCGCUUUAGAUAUUUUUUUUUAUGACAUCUUAAGAACUUAAAGAAGAACUUUAAGAAAUUCAGUUAGCUUGAAGGAGCCCUGUUUCCAGGUGCCUUGAUAUUGGAGGCUGGUGAUUUAUCAUUUAUUCAUAUACCUAUUUGUCUAUGAAAUAUUUAAAGGUUAGAGAUUGGUUUGAGGCCAUCAUUCAUCCAUUUGCACAUGGAAGUGUUUUGCUGCCUUGGUCUUGUGCGGUGCAAUUGAUUUCCCUGGCUUUGCUUCAGUCAGAGUCCUCUUUAUUCCUGUUUUUUUUUUCUAGGCUAAUUUGAGCGCUGACUAUCUGAGCAAUACGUCUCUGCCCUGGAACGUGAACACGGCCUUAUAAACCCUCCAGAAGACGGUCACCUGCCUGUCAGACAGUCAGACAAACACGUGUGUGUCAUGACACUUGUUGGCAGGUGCCGUUUGCAGAUACACCAACACGCUCGGUUAUUUAUAGACGUUCGUAUCACUGUGUGCUUUUGGAGUAUCGAUUCGGAACAAGAGCUGAUGCUCGCUGGAAUGUAACACAAACUACGGAGCUGCUGCAGUUUCACAAACAGAGACUCAGUGGAAUACAGGCUGCUGAAGUCAGUGAAUGCAUCUCCGGUAUUAGCUGAAAUCAGCUUACUGUGGGGGUCACAAAGACUGCAAACCCAGAGACAUUGUCUCUAGAAGUCUGGACACAAAGCACAACAAGCCCCACCUGAUCUAGAUCAUCGCGCUCGGCGGAAGAGCAUAGCCACCGGGAAGCAGCCCAGCAUGGAGGUCCCUCCCACUGCCCCCCUUCAACCCUUACGACAAUCCAGUUUCCUCAGUAGAAGGUUGAAGGGCUCGAUCAAGAGGGCCAAGAGUCAGCCCAAACUGGACCGAACCAGCAGUUUCCGCCACAUGAUCCUCCCCCGCUUCCGCAGUGCCGACCAAGACAGGACCCGUUUGAUGCAAAGCUUCAAAGAGUCCCACUCUCAUGAGUCCUUGCUGUCUCCCAGCAGCGCUGCCGAGGCGCUGGACCUUACUCUGGACGAGGACGCCAUCAUCAAACCUGUGCACUCCAGCAUCCUGGGACAAGAGUACUGCUUUGAGGUGACUACGGCAUCGGGAACCAAGUGCUUUGCGUGUCGCUCAGCUGCAGAGAGAGACAAAUGGAUCGAGAACCUGCAGAGAGCUGUCAAGCCCAACAAGGACAACAGCCGGAGGGUGGACAAUGUGCUCAAACUUUGGAUCAUCGAGGCCCGAGAGCUUCCAGCCAAGAAACGCUACUACUGCGAACUUUGCCUGGAUGACAUGCUGUAUGCACGCACCACCAGCAAGCCCCGCACCGACACCGUCUUCUGGGGCGAGCAUUUUGAAUUCAACAACCUGCCUGCCGUCCGCAACCUACGCCUUCAUCUAUACAAGGAGACGGACAAGAAGAGACGCAAGGAAAAGAGUACAUACUUAGGACUUGUAAGCAUCCCCAUCUCCAGCAUCACUGGACGUCAGUUUGUGGAGCAGUGGUACCCGGUCAUCCAGCCCAGCGUCCUCACCAAGGGAGCCGGCGUCGGUGGAGGGAAGAUCAUCAACGCAUCCCUACGCCUCAAGUCCCGCUUCCAGACCAUGAACAUCCUGCCCAUGGAGCUGUACAAGGAGUUUGCCGAGUACGUCACCAACAACUACCGCACCCUGUGUGCCGUGCUGGAGCCCGUGCUGAGUGUGAAGAGCAAAGAGGAGGUGGCCUGUGCGUUGGUGCAUAUACUGCAGAGCACAGGGAAAGCUAAGGAUUUCCUGUCAGACAUGGCGAUGUGCGAGGUGGACAGAUUCAUCGACCGAGAACACCUUAUAUUCAGAGAGAACACUCUGGCCACCAAAGCCAUAGAAGAGUACCUCAAACUGAUCGGACAUAAGUACCUCAAGGACGCUAUAGGGGAGUUCAUAAGGGCCUUGUAUGAGUCAGAGGAAAAUUGUGAAGUGGAUCCCAUGAGAACACCACCCUCUGUGCUCGCAGACCACCAAGCCAAUCUCCGAAUGUGCUGUGAACUGGCACUCUGUAAGAUUGUCAACUCCCAUUGUGUUUUCCCUCGAGAGCUAAAGGAAGUCUUUGCCUCCUGGAGAGUGCGCUGUGCUGAGAGGGGUCGGGAAGACAUCGCCGACCGUCUCAUCAGCGGUUCCCUCUUCCUGCGCUUCCUGUGUCCCGCCAUCAUGUCACCAUCGCUCUUCAAUCUCACCCAGGAGUAUCCUGACGAGCAGACGUCACGCACGCUCACCCUCAUUGCAAAAGUAGUGCAAAACUUGGCCAACUUCUCCAAGUUCGGCAACAAGGAGGAGUACAUGUGUUUCAUGAAUGAGUUUUUAGAGAUGGAGUGGGCCUCCAUGCAGAGGUUCCUGUAUGAGAUCUCCAACCUGGACAGUGUCAGCAAUGCAGGCGGCUUUGAGGGAUACAUCGACCUCGGCAGGGAGCUGUCGAUUCUGCACAAUCUUCUCUGGGAGGUCAUGGGUCAGCUCAGCAAGGAUGCCAUCAUCAAACUGGGUCCUUUGCCUCGCCUCCUGAAUGACAUCAGUAUGGCCUUGCGUAACCCUCACCUCCAGAGGCAGCCCAGCCAUCAGAUAGACAGGGUGCAGGAGAGACAGGCGGACAGGCUGCUGUCACGGCCGAGCUUCAACAGGGGCAUCUCAUCCGAGUUUCAAAAUCUCAUGAUGCGGGACGUUAACAGCUCUAUAGAUGCCACUCGCUUGCCUUCACCUACGUCCGCCGGAGGGGUCAUACCAUCGCGCAACCAGAUGAGUUUCCAGGACCGUGACCACCCCCAUCGAGCGUCCUCCAAAGACAUGUUUUACGUCUCACGCCCUCCCCUGGCCCGCUCCAGCCCGGCCUACUGCACGAGCAGCUCGGACAUCACAGAACCAGACCCUAAGGAUUCCCGAAUGAACAGCGUGUCUAACCUGCAGUCGGUGGACAUGCUCAACUCCUCCCAGGCCUCCAUCGCCGGCAUGGGCAGCUUCGGAGGGCUGAGCAGCGGAGGCGGUGGCGGCCUGGGGUCGGGCCUGAGCAGCCAGCUGCGGGCCGGUGGGAGGUUGUCAGCUGGCUCUGGCGGCUCCAGCAUGUCCGGCGGCCUCCGGCUGAGCCAGCUGAGCCAGAUGGGCACCACCACCGACUCGCUAUCCCAGCAGCAGCAACAGCAGGCCGCCGCCAUGCGCUACCCGCUUUCCUUCCAGAAUCCCCUCUUUCAUCUGGCGACCGCUGACGGGCCUCAACAACAGCUCCACCACCAGCACAGCCGCGCCCAGCCCCCAGCGCCCCUGCUCCUCGCUCCAGAUGAUUCGUCUCACCAGGGCUACUUGCCACAGUUUGCCCACGGGGGGUUCUCUCGCAGUGAGGACCUGUCCACCCUCAGGACCCGGGACGGUCACCUGGGACAGCCCAGCAUCAUCCACUCCCACAGCUACAGCGAUGACUACACCAGGGCUGAAUACGGACGCAGGCAGAUGUCCAUGCAUGUGCAGGACAACCUCCAACAGCAACAAAUGAUGGGCAUGACCUCCCAGACAGGAACUUCCCACUCCUCUUUGGCCACCACUCCCCCCACCACCGUGCAACCCGUGCGCCAGAGCUCUGUUGCCCCGCCUCCCUCCCAGCGAAUGAAGUCCCAGACCUCCCAUCAGCUGUCGGUCAGCGCGGCCGCCGCACCUGCUGCUCCGGCUAAAACACGACCGCAGAGCGGGAACCUCCUCCAGUCACCCGAGUCGGCCUACGGCGGCAGCAGACAGCACGGGUCCCGGCAGCUCUCCGUCAAAGACAACACCGCCCCGGGUCUGCCCCACCAGCAGAGCUCUGUCAGGGAGAGCGGGAGUCCACAAGGAACCACCAGUCAGAGCACUCAGCAGUCACCACAGCAACAGUCUCAGCCACAACAACAGCACCUGCUCAAACCCACCAUGAGCAAACAGGGCUCCCAGACUCCAUCCACCCUCAAUCCCCCCUCGGCCAACGAGCGCACAGUGGCCUGGGUCUCCAACAUGCCUCAUCUGUCGGCCGACAUUGAGAGUUCUCGAAUCGACCGCGAGGAGUUUAAACUGAAGGAGUACUCAAAGAGCAUGGAUGAGUCACGGAUGGACAGGGUGAAGGAAUACGAGGAGGAGAUCAACUCCCUGAAGGCACGUCUGAUGAUGUCCCACAAAAAGCUGGAGGAGUACGAGCGCAGGCUCCUCACGCAGGAGCAGCAGACCAAUAAGAUCCUCCUUCAGUACCAGAACCGCCUCGAUGACAGUGAGAGGAGGCUACAGCGACAGCAAGUGGAGAAAGACUCCCAAAUUAAAGGAAUAAUUAGCAGACUCAUGGCCGUGGAGGAUGAGAUAAGGGGAGGACCCUUGAUUGAGCCAAAAACCAGGAUUUUCGCUGAUCAGGGGAGGCGUCAGUCCAUCCUAGUGCAGCCCCGUCUCGCGCCCGUCCCACCCCGAGUAUCCAGCCACUCUCAAAGCUUCAUCGAGGACAAUGUGGAACCUAAUUGGCUGAUGCACCAUCGGCACUCCGCAGGGUGGCACGGCCAAAUGUCCAGAGCCCUCUCUCGUGACGCGAUUGGCUGACAAAGGGAGAACUUGGGGCAUUGGUCCCAUUCUCUUUGCCCAAGGGAUGGUGCAGAGCCCCAGCGGACCAUGUAAGGAAAUGCUGGGAUUUUUUUUUUUUUUUAAUCUCACUUGGGCCCUCUCUUUCUGAUUUGAUAACAGGAUAUUUUUUUUAAAUGUGUCUGACACCUGAUUGGAUCUACAUUUAACUUUUAGGAGGUAGGCUGGACAGAUAUUGGCAUUUGUUAGCCUGCCGAGCAUGCAAUGAACAGCUAUGCAGUCUGAUUACGGAGGAACACAAAGGCCAAGGAAGGCGUGAUGCUCAAAUUGAGAGAGAGGGGAAGUGUAUUGUGGGUAAGAUGUAUUUCAAAGGUGCUUGACUUCUCUUGAAAUUUCGGUCAAAGCUGAUUUCCUUUCAAUGCAUUUAUUUCCCUCUUUCUCUCUCUCUAUCUCUAGUAGUCUUUUUAAAAUUUAGCCUUUUUGAUUCCUCGUCAUCUAUUCACUCUUUAUCUCUCUAGGAAAGCAUUAUUUAACCACUUCAUUUUAACUCCAUUUUAGACACACUCGAUCCCUUUCUCUAUCUAUAGUUUGAGCUCUUCUCUAAGACUUUGACUUUAAAGGAAACUAAAUAUGCACAGCCUAAUACGACAAGUGAAUCUGCUUCAGAACAACACUCUUGCUUCAACAAAGACUUUGAAUAACCGGACAGAAUGUUAUUAUUUAUAUUUCUAUGAUACUGCUUAUUCUUACACUAGUAUUUAACAGAAAACUAUUCAUCAGAAAUCUUCCGGAGCAGAUGUUUAUUUAUUGAUAUAGAUAGAGGCCUCUAUCUAAUGGAAGUUCAUGAAUAAAUAAUCCAUUUUAUAUGAACCAAGUUUUCUUACCGAGACAAUCUUGUGGAGAGACUGUGACGAAAAAAAAAAAAAAAGGGACAAACUUGUGUUGUACCUACUCCCCUGACAGCAGUUUGCACGUUGCUGUGACCGGUGCCCUCUUUCCUUUUAGUUAAAAUCACUUAAAACUAAAACGAACACAAAAAAGUGGACGGAUGUUUCUUGCCCAACAAUCGCCAUGGAGCUCUCCAUAUGCGGACGAUGUGACGCUAUUGGGAUGAGGACAUUCUCGCAGAUGUUUUUUCUUUUUUACUCCACUUCGACUAUGUGUCUGUAGUUUUAACCAAGCAGAGGAUGAACUCUUGGUUUCAGUGUGGCCACAUUUCUGCAGUCUUUAAUGCAGUAAACCCCCCCCCCCCCCCCGUUGAUUUCUACGGAUGGACUCCACUGACACCAGGCCGAGUUUAAAUCCCUGCUCAUGACUGAAACAGAGAGAGAUAUGUUAGAGGUCCUGCUGAAACGAGUGAAUGUGUUUGUAUAUAAGUGUGUUUACUGGCUAAAUCUAUGUGUAUAUACUGGAUAAAUGUGUAUAUAUGGUAUGUCUAUGUGUAUAUACAGUUUGUUUGUAUAUGCAGAGUGUACAGUUAUUUUUUCCUCUAAUGUUUCUCUCUCUUUCUAUGAAUAGGUCUUCUCAAGUUACCGAUACUGAGGCAUGGAAAGGUUUUUAAAACUUACCGAGCUAUCAGAGGCACUUUGUGUGCAGACUUAGAAUAUCAGCCGGGUCUGUCACGUUCAGUACAGCUGCCUUCUUGAAGCUCACACACACACACGAAGACACUCGCAUAAUCUUAAGCUUGCACUCAUUUUCUGACCAACUAAAAAUGCUUUUCUAAGUAGAUCUGGGUGACCAAGCAAUGUUUGUACAUAUAUAGACUAAGACCUUUUUUUGUUUUUCUCUUCAGAAACCUCCAUCUGCAUUUAUUUGAAAAACUCUCGACCUGUUUUGAGUUCUUGCGUAUCUGACUUUCACUUUAGGUUCCUAUGGUAAAUGUUUGCAACGGUUGUCGCUCAGAGUUAUAUAUUUAUUCAGACAACCCAUAUAUAUAUUUCUUGAAAUUUUGUUCCCCAAAUUCUGCCUCUCAUGGAGCCGUCUGACCUUUUUUUGUAACGAAACGGUUGGACCGGCAAAUUCUUCCAUGAAAGUAUAACGUCAUUAUAACAUUGCUUGUUUUUGUAUAGGUCCUUACUAAAUAAGUGUGCCUCCCCUCUUAUACUUAUACUCUUACUAACCUUAGAUCCAUUUACUCUGCUGGUCACUCAUCUUCAUACCCCCUUGACAAGCCAUAGCCCCACCCCCCUUCCCAGAACUCCUCUAUUGUUGUUUUACCAGGACAGACAUUUGGGGAUUUUGUGUAUAUUAAUGGAAGAGUGGUGUUGAAGAGUGUAUUGCAGUUGUAUAUGGAUUUGUUAUGAAUGUGGAUAUUCUGAUCAUUGAAUUAUUAUUGUAAUAAUGAUAAUAAUUAUUGCCACUUUUGUUGAUUAAUUCCUUUGAUGCGGUUGAUGAAGAUGCCAUUGUUCCUUUUUUUUUUUCUUUUGGAAUACACCGGAAUUUAUAUUUUUCGGGUGGGUGAAUCUGGAGAUAGAAAUACGUAAAUAAAUUAAUAAAUAAACAAAUAAUUAAAUUCUUAACAAGGUGUUGAAA